This is a messenger RNA of Musca vetustissima, 976 nucleotides long. Its product is annotated as protein C1orf43 homolog. Bases 1 to 975 code for a protein of 324 amino acids. NCBI's taxonomy places the organism in Eukaryota, Metazoa, Arthropoda, Insecta, Diptera, Muscidae. The transcript is spliced from 4 exons. The record is from RefSeq and is a predicted model, not a curated record.
AUGGAGCAGUUGUCGGGUGUUAUGAUAAUUAUUAUCAUUGGCGGAGGUGUCCUGACGUUUGUAAUGUUGUUCAUCUUUGCCAAAAGGCAAAUAAUGAGAUUUACCCUGAGAAGUCGCCGUGGUCCUCAUGUGCCAGUUGGCAAUGAUGCCAAAAAGGCCCUUAGGAAGGAAAUAGAACGACGAUUAGAUUGUAUACCAAAAAUACAAAUUGAACGGAAACUACUGUGGAAUGAUGAUAAGUAUAUUCUGCAGAAGGAUAAACCAUUGCCACCAUAUUACUAUCGCAUGCAGGCGGUGGAUGAUAUAAAGAUAUUGGAACGUGAAAUAGCCAAAAGUGAUGGAGCCGUACGUCAUGCCCAUGAAAACUUACGGGCAUUUUUAUUAACCACUCUGUCUUCAUGUCUUAAUGGCACCGGACAACGUAUGAUUCAUCAAUUUUGUGAUAUGUACGAACACGCCCGUCAUGAUCCCAAUGAAUUUGGCAGUGAAGAAUAUGAAGCAUAUCAUAGACUUUUGCUCAAACUCAUAGAAGCGGCAAAACAAUUGAAAUCGUUUAACAAUUCUCGAAAAAGCUCACCUGCCCGUACACCCAAAAAAUCCUCAAAAAUUCCUUCUCUACUUGACCCAUCGCGUUUGAAGCCACCACCAGCUACGGUGACACGCACUGUAGGCGGAGGACAAUUAUCAUCUGGACCCGGUGAAGUUCCAGCUGGUCAUCAUUCUAAAGUCAAUUUAACACUUGGCCUCCAGGGACGAGAUAUGGAUGGUUGUGAAAUUGUCACCAAUCCAUUGCAUUUGCAAACACCAGCCGAACGUGAUAUAAUUAUACGAAAUCGCAUCAAGACACCCAAUUUAGAUGACAUUGUUAAUGAUGAUGCUGAGGAAGAUGAUGAUGAAAUCAAUGAGGUGGGAGAUGAUGAAAUAAUGAGCAUUUCAUCGGUCAAAUUGAAUGCCAAUUCCAAUAAAAAUGUAUAAU